Molecule: messenger RNA, 1856 nt
Organism: Eutrema salsugineum
Lineage: Eukaryota; Viridiplantae; Streptophyta; Magnoliopsida; Brassicales; Brassicaceae
Product: probable serine/threonine protein phosphatase 2A regulatory subunit B''delta
Exons: 11
Coding region: 57-1754 (565 amino acids)
Biological process (GO): protein dephosphorylation
Cellular component (GO): protein phosphatase type 2A complex
Molecular function (GO): calcium ion binding; protein phosphatase regulator activity
Source: RefSeq, a predicted model, not a curated record
UUCUUAAUUGAAUCAGUUUUCUUUUCUUAAUAUGCAAUACACACUAUUACACAUGUAUGAAUGUAAAUAAAAAUCUCACUUUCUCCACCAAGGAAUUUUUGUAUUUGAGAAUUUAUCAAAUUCGAAGCAAGAUCCAAUCCAAGGCGAUGGAGUCUCUAAUGCUCGAUAUAGAGCUGUUACAGUUACCGGAGACAUCACCAAUGUCCAUGAAAUCGAAUCAAGAUUUCGUCAAGAAGCUCUUUGACCAAUGGCUUACGCUUCCUGAAACCAAUCGUUUGGUUGCCUCUUUGGUAAAUGAUAUCAAAUCUGGAGUUGCACUGAAUGUUGUAUGUGGAGGCUCUUCUUCGGCUACAAAUUCAGGUUCUAAUAGUCCUUUGGCUUCAAUGUUUCCAUCACGUAAUGGCCCGCCUCUUUCUCCAAGGAACUCGACCGGUUCACCUCGGAUCACUAGACAAAGAACUGGACUAUCUAAUCUUAGCUCUCCUCUCAAAGUAGUUUCUGACCAUGUUAAAGAACUCAUUCCUCAGUUUUACUUUGAAGAUGGUCGCCCACCACCAAAUGACCAAAAAGAGCAGUGUAUAACUCAGAUCAAUAGUCUUUUCCAUGGCCAUGAGGAUGGUUUGCAACUGCAAGAAUUUAAGUUGGUCACUACUGAGAUCUGCAAGGUUCCAUCAUUUUUUUCCACCUCUAUUUUCAAGAAAAUUGACACCAAUAACACUGGUUUUGUGAAAAGAGAAACCUUCAUUGAUUACUGGGUUAAUGGAAAUAUGUUGACAAAGGAGAUAACAACUCAAAUAUUUACAAUACUGAAGCAAUCAGAUAAUAAGUACAUUGUUCAGGAUGAUUUCAAGCCUGUGCUCCAAGAACUAUUGGCGACACACCCUGGUCUAGAAUUCUUGCAAGGCACACCUGAGUUUCAGGAUAGAUAUGCUGAAACUGUAAUAUACAGAAUAUAUUACUACAUAAAUAGGAGUGGGAAUGGACAUCUUACCCUGAGAGAACUUAAGCGAGGAAAUUUAGUUGACGCAAUGCAACAUGCUGAUGAAGAAGAAGACAUUAAUAAGGUGUUGAGGUACUUUUCGUAUGAACAUUUUUAUGUCAUAUAUUGCAAGUUCUGGGAGCUCGAUACAGACCAUGAUUUCUUGAUUGACAAAGAGAAUCUCAUCCGAUAUAGUAAUCAUGCUCUGACCUACAGGAUUGUCGACCGAAUCUUUUCGCAGGUACCAAGGAAGUUCACUAAUAAAACCGAAGGAAAGAUGGGUUAUGAGGAUUUUGUUUAUUUCAUUUUGGCUGAAGAAGACAAGUCAUCAGAACCUAGUCUUGAGUACUGGUUCAAGUGCAUAGAUUUGGAUGCAAAUGGAGUUUUGACACGGAACGAGCUGCAAUUCUUUUACGAGGAGCAACUGCAUCGAAUGGAAUGCAUGGCGCAAGAGGCAGUGCUGUUUGAGGAUAUUCUGUGCCAAUUAUUCGAUAUGGUCAAACCAGAAGACGAAGGGUACAUUUGUCUAAGUGAUUUGAAGGGUUCUAAACUUUCCGGAAAUGUUUUCAACAUACUUUUUAACCUAAACAAGUUUAUGGCGUUUGAAACGCGUGAUCCCUUCCUCAUUCGCCAGGAGCGCGCAAAUCCUACAUGGACCGAGUGGGAUCGUUUUGCUCAUAGAGAAUACAUUAGGCUAUCUAUGGAAGAAGAUGUCGAAGAUGCUUCUAAUGGAAGUGCUGAAGCAUGGGACGACUCACUUGAGGUCCCCUUUUGAGAUUGUUAUGGUAAUACAAUCAACAAUUUUCUAAAGCUAAACAAAUUAGUUGGAGCUGGUUUAUAAGAAUUUUGGUUAAUAAAAUAUAAGGCGAAUGGAAAC